Aegilops tauschii subsp. strangulata is the source of this 1996-nucleotide messenger RNA. Its product is annotated as putative F-box/FBD/LRR-repeat protein At4g03220. The record is from RefSeq and is a predicted model, not a curated record. NCBI's taxonomy places the organism in Eukaryota, Viridiplantae, Streptophyta, Magnoliopsida, Poales, Poaceae. Gene Ontology annotation, molecular function: protein binding.
CGCAAGCAGUGGCGACGGCGCCGCCCUUCUCCCGCAACUCGACGCCGACCCGUCCCCAUCCCACGCCGCCGGCUCUUUCCCAUCCCCAUCCCCAUCCCCAACUAGUGAGUGUGAACCCGAUGUGAGGCGCGCAAAAUCCCUCCGCCAUGGAGCAUAGUGACGGCGAGAUCGCCGCCAAGCGAGCCAAGCUCUCCGCCAGCGGCAGCGAGGACCUCCUCAGCGCGCUAUCCGACGACGUUCUCAUUCACAUCCUUCUCAGGCUCCGCAACACCGCCGUCGCCGCCCGGACCAGCGUCCUCUCCAGCCGCUGGCGCCGCCUCUGGGCCCUCCUCCCGGGCCUGGACUUUCUCCCCGACACCAACCCAUACAGCAUACCCGCCGUCCUCGCCGCCCAUCAAGCGCCGGCCCUCCGCUCUCUCCGCAUCCUCGCCACGGACGCCUCUGCCGACUUCAUGGCCGCGUGGCUCCCCAUCGCCGCCCGCCGCCUCUCCGGCGAUCUAUUCUUCAUCAACACUGUGUCGCCGGACGACGAGGCCGGGGACAGAGGCGCCUUUGAACUGCCAUGCUUCGAGAACGCCACCUCGAUCUCGCUCCAUUUAGGGUUUCUUGGCAUUGCAGUGCCAGCCUCCGCCAUAUCCUCUCGGCUCACCGAUCUUCGCCUGAAUAGCUUCCAGGUCCAGGGUCCGUGCCUGCUCGGUGACGUUGUAUCCUCGGCGUGGUCCCCAUGCUUGCAAAGGCUCACCAUCAACGAUGCCCGAGGCAUCGACAAAUUCACCAUCCGCUCAGAGUCUCUCCUGCAAUUGAAGCUCAAGGAUCUAGAUGGCCUGCAGCAGCUCACUGUCGUGGCGCCGAAGCUCAAAGAGCUAAGUGUGAUCCUUUGCUUUGCUCCGAAUCAACCUAUUGCUAGCAUCUCAGCUCCUGAGCUGGUGUCGCUCCACUGGAAUGAUGCCUAUGAUCCAUGCUCUGUCCAACUUGGCGAGAUGACACAUCUACAAUGUCUGCACGCUGGCAUUUUUCUUGUAUAUGGACCAGUUGACUUUACACCCAAUCGCGAUUGCCUGAGGAUCUUGCGGAACUUCAAGGUCAUGCACAGUCUAACCCUCCUACUGCUCUAUCAUCUGGAUAUAGGUAACUAUCGAUACUUGAUGGAAGACAUGACAAGGCUCCCUGACGUCACAUGCUUGUCCCUGACUGUGAUGUCAAACGGACAUUGCUUUGGUGCCAGCUCAUUCCACAUUCUCGGACUGUGUACUGGUGUAAGAAAGUUGGCACUUAACUACUUUGAGGUGCAGACUCCAUGCCCAUCGAGUUGCAUCUGUGAUCAGCCAAAACACUGGAAAACUGAGAAACUUGUGCUCGAUCGCCUCCAAGAAGUAGAAAUUAGUGAACUAUCAGGAACUGAACAUGAACGUGAUUUUGUGCAACGGUUAUUCAGUUGGGCAACUGCCUUAAAAAAGAUGACAGUAUCUUUUCAUUACUCAAUUACGGAAAGCAAGGCCAAGGGGUUGUGCCAGAUGUUACGAAGCUUCUCCACAUCGGAACUAUAUAUGGAAUUUUAUGUGCACCGCUGUUUGGUGGGGAAAGUUCUGUAUGUUCCUGAAGAUUAACACACUGAUUUGUGAAUUCUCACAAGCUUCUGGUUUGCUUGGUCCUAAUGUUGGCAUGCUCAGGAGUGGUGAUGAAUUCAUGUUGCCAGAAUAUGUCAAUGCUGUUGGGAUUGUCUUUUCUGGGAUGUGUGUUUAUCUGUAAUCUGUAUGCAACUAUGGAUGCUAAUUAAUUUGCUAGAAUAUUAGCAGCUUACCCUGACUUCUAUCGAUGCUGAGAGCAUUUGUUAAGUGGGGUGCACUGCUAUUUAGUAGUCUCAUGGUGAUUUCUGCUAUGAAUUUCUGUUAUUGUAAUGGUACCUGGGACUGGAAGGUCACCCUUUUGAUAUCUUUUGCUGGAGUUUGUGUAAAGGUAUGGUUCUUUCAUGAAUUAUGAGACUGAAAUUAAGUAA